This is a messenger RNA of Gigantopelta aegis, 810 nucleotides long. RefSeq names its product transcriptional activator protein Pur-beta-like. The transcript has 6 exons. Gene Ontology annotation, biological process: regulation of transcription by RNA polymerase II. Gene Ontology annotation, molecular function: purine-rich negative regulatory element binding; RNA polymerase II transcription regulatory region sequence-specific DNA binding; DNA-binding transcription factor activity, RNA polymerase II-specific. Gene Ontology annotation, cellular component: nucleus. The record is from RefSeq and is a predicted model, not a curated record. Lineage: Eukaryota; Metazoa; Mollusca; Gastropoda; Neomphalida; Peltospiridae. Bases 1 to 810 code for a protein of 269 amino acids.
AUGGCGAGCCCUGGACGAUCUUGGCGAGGCAGACGAGGCCAAUAUCGAGGUGGACUACCUAGACGGGGACCACCUCGCGGACCACCGCCGCGAGACCGAGAAAUGCCAGCACCCCCAGAUGAUUUAGAUAGUCGUGAAUUAGAGGCUGAAGGAAAGAAGAUUGUAAUUGAAGUAAAAUCUAAUGAACAAGGAAGAUUUUUUAAGAUUAUUGAGCGUCAGUCUCAAGGACCAGGUCGUGGUCGUGUUAUUUUUUCUGUGGAGACUGGUCAAACUUUCCGACCCAUACUUGAUUCAUUGGUAGCUGAACAUGAAAGAUUAGGUCCAAGUGAUGAAAAUGCUUCCUCUGAGCGACUGAAAACUGAAAAUUUUUCUCAAGGUCGUCGCCGCUUUUAUGUUGAUCUCCGUCAGAACCCUCGUGGUCGGUUCCUUAAGCUGACCCAGCUUACACCUGGUGGUAGGACCUUUGUAGCCAUCCCUGGAGAUGGCCUGUUGAAGUUCCAGGAAAUGUUUUGUCAGCUACUGGAUGAGUUUGGAUCUUCAGAUUACAGUCCUCCAGGUUCUCCUCAAGAGCAGUUACCUUCUUCCAGAGAAGUUCGUGCUGGAAGCAAGAGUUUCUUCUUUGAUGUGGAACGUAACGAUCGUGGAGUAUAUGUCCGUCUGACAGAGGUACUUCGUAAUUAUGGUCGUCGUACUCACAUCAAUGUUCCACAUUCCUGUUGGUCCAGAAUGUCUGAAGUCUUCUCCCAACUCAACCAAGAAAUACCCUACGAUGCUGGCAGUGCUAGUGGGAGUGGCUCCGAAGACAAUUAA